Messenger RNA from Astrephomene gubernaculifera, 4059 nucleotides. NCBI's taxonomy places the organism in Eukaryota, Viridiplantae, Chlorophyta, Chlorophyceae, Chlamydomonadales, Astrephomenaceae. The record is from the annotation of a GenBank genome assembly.
GAAUGGUAGCGACUUUAAGUGGGCACUCUACUCUUGACUCGCAUCAGGCCGCAACUCCACGGCCUUAGGCUUUUAGAGCGCAUAGCCAGGAUUCAUUUACGAAGUGCGAUAACAUUCAGUUUAGUGUGCUGAGUAUGGAGGACGGGGAGGUGAGACGCUAGUAACCCCUCUACCUGUACUUUGGGGACUGAGGAGACUACGCGUUGCUUGGAACAGUACAGCAAAAUGCCUAGCAUUAGCAGCAGGCGUGCAAGCGCCAUGGCGCGCCUGCUGCUUCUAGCAGCGUGGGUUAUGACUCUAGCAUUCUUCCCAGGACGAGCUAUGGGGCAAACGAAGGCGACAAACAGCAACCCACUGUUUCCGGAUUGCGCUUGCGAGCGGGACCGUCGCAGCUCGCCCUACCGCGCAACCCUGACCAGCACAUCGGAGUAUGCAGGCGGCCGGAGGUACUGCUUUACCUUUGACAUCGUGCCCUGCCAGGUGGACAACCCGUGCUGCUACAUGAACUUCUACAAACUGGAGUUCCCCUUUGCCUACUCCUGCAAGGGAGCCCUGCAGUUCAUUGAAUACCAAGGGACCAACAAGUCCAUCAUCUGGGGCCCAGCCUACACCCUGGCCACGCCACAGCGCAUCGACUUGAAGAUCACCAACAUGCGGCUCUCGCAAACUAACGCCAAGGGCCAGAGCGUCUGCCUGGGUAUUGCGGACAGCUGCAAGGAACUAGACCAGUGGUGCUGGCCCAACACAGGAAGCUGCAAGCUGGCCAUGUUUAACGCAGAUCCCUUCGAUUGCUGCCCGGUCCAGCCCUUCACCCUGGCGCCGCCGCCGCCACCGCCGGAUGCUCCACCGCCACCGGUAGUGACGGCGCAUCCGCCACCGCCGCCGCCGCCACCCCCGCCGCCGCCACCGCCGCCGCCGCCGCCCCCCAAGGGUACCUCCCCGCCGCCACCGCCUUCGUGCUUGGUGUGUGUACGGACGAUUAUUGCGGUAACUCCUUCGAACGGGAAGUUUGGGUUCACGGACGCGAUGUGUACGGACUUGCAGCAACUCAUGGUGGACACCUUUAACCAAAAGGCCAAUGAUCUGGAUGCCCGUAUGAUUGCGCCCUUCUCGCCCGAAGGCUGCAAGCCCGACGAAAUCCGCAUCUGCGGUACCUUCUUCUCCUCCGAAGAUGGUCUUAAGCUGCAGGACUGGAUUGAUGGGCCGGACCACCCGCUUUCUGACUUCACGUCUUUCAUCGCUCCCGACGUCUGCCCCGCGUCCCUCACCGGCUAUACCAUCGCUACCGACAUUGUUGAUGACGGCGACGGCACCAGCGCAUGUCUUUCCGGUCAUGACGUUAAGAUGUGCAGCAACCAAAGCCCCCCUCCUCCUCCGCCGCCACCUCCGCCACCCCCACCACCCCCACCUCCGCCUCCCCAGCCAAAACCUCCGCCUCCCAGCCCACCGCCUCCCAACCCGCCGCCCCCUAAGUCCUCUAGCCCCAAGCCCCCAAGCCCACGACCUCCCAGUCCAUCCCCGCCACCUCCCUCCCCGCGUCCGCCCAGCCCUAAGCCCCCCAGCCCGCGGCCACCGCCCCCCAGGCCGCCGCCGCCCAGCCCGCCACCUCCGCCGCCCUGCAGUGUUUGCUUCUCCGUCCUGAUCGACCUCGCGCCCAAUGACUUGUACCGUUUCGACGCGGCAACUUGCGCGGCCAUGCAAAAGCUGAUGGCGGACGAUGUGAAUGCAAAGGCAGCGGAGGUUGGGGCAAAGCUGCUGGUUCCUUUCGCGGCUGACCCGAGCUCUUGUACCGACACCGAGAUUCGUGUGUGUGGUACCUUUGCCUCGAGCCUGGACGGUCAGAAGCUGCAGAGCUGGACUUCGGACCCGUAUCCGUACACGAUUUGGUUCAGCAAGCUUUUCCCCGGAGAUUGCAAUGCGAACCCCGACAUUGCGCUCUACACUUUUGUUUUCCAGGUCCGCAACAGCGAUGGCUCCGAAGGCUGCCUCACCGGCUACUUCGUGCCUCCGCAAUGCGCCCUUUCGAGCAGCCCACCACCACCCCCGCCCCCACCGCCGCCGCCGCCGCCCCCACCGCCCCCGCCACCCAAGCCCAACCCCCCACCACCGCCUCCUCGCUCUCGGCCGCCGCCCCCGCCUGCUUCGGACUUCCCCAAGUGUGAAUGCGACAAGCGGUCUGGCAGCUCUACUCUGUUCUUUGCUGAUGCAAACGUGACAGAGCGCGGCGAUGGUAUGCGCAUGUAUUGCUUCAACAUCAACUUGACGCCUUGCCUGCGCUCUUCGCCUUGCUGCUACCAGGAUUUGAACAAGAUCGAGUUUUCGGUCUUGCCGGCAUGUAUGGGCUCGGUAGCUUACUCAAUUACAGACGGCCUAAUGCGCCCAGCACAAUAUCAGCUAAAGCCAUAUCCGACUGUCAAGGUUAACCAGAUUGCGAAGCGCUUUAUUGAUGCGCCCGGCACGGAGAUUUGCCUUGUCCUCCGGCCACCUUGUGACACGCUGGCGGCGCUUUGCGGCACAGAAAGGUGUUUGUAUUCCAUAUUUAACAACCGGGUUAGCGACCAGCCCAAGUGCUGCCCGGUGCGUUCUGUAUUGGACCCGCUGCUGGCGUAAAGCUGUUCAGACUGCCCUGUCCCGGCGUGUGUUAAGAGCAAGGAAAGAGUGUUGCUUGGGGACAGGUGUUGCCGAUUGCCGCGCAUGUCAAGAGCAGAGCAGGGCGCUGGAAAAUUGCGCAGGGCUCGCGGCUCAGCGCGCAAGUUUUCUUUGACAAGCUAAUCUUUCUCUUCGUAUACAUAGCUUGACCCUUGACACGCAUGAUAUGAGCUUUAAGUUGACUGUUGCUGCUGACCACGACACGGCUAUGACAGGAAGCUAGGCGCAUUUUCGUACGUGUAGCUGAGGCUCUGACGAUCCUGACCCUGCUUAACUGAGGUUGGAACGUGGGCCGAAAAAGGGUUCAUUCGCAUGGCUGGAUGGAUGACGCUGUCACACGCGGGCGGGCUGUUUUGACGCAUGUUAUAGUUGCAGCUCGUUUUUAUGUGCAACAGCGUGCCGUACUGAGAAUGUUUGAAGCGCACCUGGAUCCAUUUGCCGUACGACAUCCCACGUUUCAUGAGCUUUGCCAAAGCCGUGACCGUGCUGCUUAGAGCGCCGACUGCUGGACUCAUGCAUGACCGCUGUUUGGGACGAACACACAAACCAUCCGCAUAACGUCUCGAAGCGUUUGAGGCAACUACGAUGCUUGGGUGGGCCUACCUGGCCACAGGAGGUCAUACGUGUCUGCGACUCUGUGUUACAUACGACAGGAAAGCGCUUUGUUUCGUUUGGAGGGGCUGUUUAAUGCCUGUGUGCGUGCGCCUCUUCACUUCUCUUCAUCUAUUGUGCCUUGGCUUCUGGCGGGAUGAGAUGCGCAGGCUGCUGCUUCGUGCCACCUCUUGCUCCGCGAUAAGAGGGCAAGGGAGCACACACAUCACACCUGCCCCCGGGCCACUGAGUCAUUUUGUUUUCUUGCGUUGACACAUUGAAACGUGGAGUGUCUUCUCGGGGCAUAAUGCAUUGGGAGUUAUGGAGGGGGUGGUCCUUUAACUAGCAGUGGUGGUGGCCUAAUUAGGCUUCUGGUGUGUACAGGGCAAGAGAGAAACACACGUCGUCGCCUACGUGGGUUCCCUUUGUCAUCCUUACAUCUUGAGAUUACGUAAGGCGUAAGGCGUUUGCCGCAGGAUUUGAACGGUACGGCAUGGUUAAACAGUGCGCCUGUCGCUCUCUGCUGUAAUUCUCUGUUGCGAGGGACAUUGACUCCAUCCACGGAUGCCUACGCACGGCUUUGUGAUUGAGGACUCUUACCAGUAGUGUUGGGUUUAUAUGGUACUAGGACUUGUAUUGGUUUGACGUUUUGGGAUUGAAACUUGGGAUCCGAUCCGCGUGUUGCAUUAAUGACGAGUGGAGCAUCCGUUGUGUGUGUGCGCCUGUGGGAAAGGCCGAUGCGUGAUGCUCGUUGUUUGUGUGGUGACGGCGGCAAACGUCGGCGGUGCCCCCAAACGUCGGCGGUUGCCAUCUGUGUGU